Messenger RNA from Tripterygium wilfordii, 971 nucleotides. RefSeq names its product protein disulfide isomerase-like 5-1. Lineage: Eukaryota; Viridiplantae; Streptophyta; Magnoliopsida; Celastrales; Celastraceae. Gene Ontology annotation, molecular function: protein disulfide isomerase activity. The record is from RefSeq and is a predicted model, not a curated record. Bases 63 to 503 code for a protein of 146 amino acids. Gene Ontology annotation, cellular component: endoplasmic reticulum. Gene Ontology annotation, biological process: protein folding. The transcript is spliced from 5 exons.
GACGGUCAACACUUCCCUUGCAAGGUACUCGAGAAUCAGAGAAAACAGCAGCAGCAGCAGCCAUGAUAGUCCAAGAUCGGGCGAUAUUGUUUUUGUUGCUUCUAUUAACGAGCUCAAUCUCGCUGAAAACUCAAGCCGAAUUGAUAGAACUAACUACCGAAAUCUUCUCUGACAAGGUUAAGGAGAAAGGCACUGCAUGGUUUGUGAAAUUUUGUGUUCCUUGGUGCAAGCAUUGUAAAAACUUGGGAUCACUGUGGGAGGAUCUAGGGAGGGUUAUGGAAAGAGAAGUUGCAAUAGAGAUUGGAGAAGUUCACUGUGGUACAAGCAAAACUGUAUGUACCAAAGUUGACAUUCACUCGUAUCCUACAUUUAAGCUCUUCUAUGAUGGAGAAGAAGUUGCAAAAUAUCAAGGGCCAAGAGAUGUCGAAUUACUCAAGGCAUUUGUUUUGGAAGAGGCAGAAAAGGCAGCCAAUGCUCAAUUUGAGAAGGAUAGCGAUCUGUAAUUAAUCAACCAGAACUGGGGAGGCUUUCUGAUAGAAUGUAUUCGUGUUUAUGGGUGAUAUGGCUGGAAUCAUUGCGUGGUUAUUAACAACUCAUAUUCUUGUGAUAGCAGUUAUUUGAUUAUGGGGGGACAAGUAUGACAGAGGGCAAGAACUAUAAGCGUGUUUUGUCCUUCUCUAGGCAAAAACUAUUAGUAUCCGAAUUGCACUUACUUUGUAUGAACGGUGCUCACUUUCAACAUCGAUUGAUUAUUCGCUGUAUUCGAUGCUUGAGAGUACACCAGAUGAAUUGCAAUCUGGGUAUCGUUUAUCCAGAUUAAGCUGCUGUUUUCUUUUAAGGCGACUGGGUUGGACUUCACUUGGGUAGCCGAAACCGUCUCAACAAUGCAACGUGAUUUUAGUGUGGUUGUCAACACAGAUUGUCGUCUUAUUUAAUUUCACUUUAUGACAAUGCCUACCUAUUUAUUUGAA